Sphaeramia orbicularis (orbiculate cardinalfish) is the source of this 2844-nucleotide messenger RNA. RefSeq names its product mitochondrial glutamate carrier 1-like. Gene Ontology annotation, cellular component: extracellular region. The transcript has 12 exons. NCBI's taxonomy places the organism in Eukaryota, Metazoa, Chordata, Actinopteri, Kurtiformes, Apogonidae. The record is from RefSeq and is a predicted model, not a curated record. The coding region runs from base 78 to 1583 and encodes 501 amino acids. Gene Ontology annotation, biological process: aspartate transmembrane transport; L-glutamate transmembrane transport; malate-aspartate shuttle. Gene Ontology annotation, molecular function: hormone activity; L-glutamate transmembrane transporter activity; L-aspartate transmembrane transporter activity.
GAGAUAAGGUAAACAACGAGGGAGGAUCAUUCCUCUUAAGACAGAGAAUACAGUCUUUACUGAACUCUUUUCAAUCAAUGCACCUCUUCAACUACAAGGAACUCAUGUCCAGUAUGUCAUUUGUGUUAAAAUUCACGCUGCUCUGUACGUUGAUGGGUGGAAUGAUAUGCGGCUGUUCACUGAAGAAUUAUACCUUAUGGAUUGAGGACCACAACUGUUCCCAGUGUAUGGCCAUCAACACAACCAUCUGCAGCGGAUAUUGUUACACACAGGACACCAAUUUCAGAGGACGGAUUGGUAGGACUUUCCUGAUCCAGCGUAGUUGUCUGCCUCGCUCUGUGGUGUACCGACCUGCCCACAUGCCAAGCUGCCCGCACAAUGUUGACCCACACCUGUAUUAUCCUGCCGCCCAGAGCUGCAGUUGUAGGCGCUGUGACACACGCACACACCGCUGCAUCCGCACCAGGCGAUACUCUGAAGACCAAUGCACGCGUCUCCCAGGGACUCUCAGCCUCCUCUUCCGCUGUGGCCGCGGCAUUUGUGCUGACCACCUUUUGCACCCACAACAACCAAGAACCAUGGCCCAGCAACAGCAGAUUAGCCUUCCAGCGAAACUGAUCAAUGGAGGGAUUGCAGGAAUGGUAGGAGUCACCUGUGUGUUUCCCAUUGAUCUGGCCAAGACACGCCUGCAGAACCAACGCAGCGGCCAACAAAUCUAUAAGAACAUGAUGGACUGCCUUAUAAAGACAGUGAAAUCUGAAGGCUACUUUGGCAUGUACAGAGGUGCUGCAGUAAAUCUAACCUUGGUAACCCCUGAGAAGGCCAUUAAACUUGCAGCCAACGACUUUUUUCGCCACCAAUUGAGCAAAGACGGUGGUAAACUGACCGUGUUCAAGGAGAUGCUGGCAGGAUGCUGUGCUGGAAUGUGCCAGGUAAUUGUAACCACCCCGAUGGAGAUGCUCAAGAUUCAGAUGCAGGAUGCUGGCAGGCUAGCUGCCCAGCAGAGGGUGAUGCCUAGUGUGGUGACAGCUCUGAAGAUGGGGGGGACCAGUGCUGUUCUUAGUCGGUCCUACAGCGCCAGCCCUGCACCUCAAGUCAUCCGAGUAUCAGCCACACAGAUCACCAGAGAGCUGCUGAUGACCAAAGGAGUCACGGGAUUGUACAGGGGACUUGGGGCCACACUGAUGAGGGACAUCCCAUUCUCGGUCGUGUACUUCCCUCUUUUUGCUCACUUACACCAGCUGGGCCAGCAUUCUUCUGAAGACCCAACUGUCCCCUUCUAUUGGUCUUUCAUGUCCGGCUGCUCAGCUGGAUGUGUUGCUGCAGUGGCUGUCAGUCCUUGUGAUGUGGUCAAGACAAGGCUGCAGUCACUCAAAAAAGGAGCUAAUGAAGAAACCUACACUGGAGUUGUGGACUGUGUCAGAAAAAUCCUCAAAAAGGAGGGUCCUGGAGCGUUCCUUAAGGGAGCCAGUUGCCGGGCCCUGGUCAUUGCCCCUCUGUUUGGUAUCGCCCAGGUUGUGUACUUUGUAGGAGUUGGAGAGAUCCUGCUGGGGUACUCCCCUUACAAUAUCUACUCUGCAUAAACAAGCUGUUUCCCAGUCAUUCUAACGCCUCAUUAAAUUAUGGGCAGCUAUGCCUGGGCGUAGCCAUGGACUCAGCUCUGUAUUACUGUGUACCUUUUUUAUUGUUUUAGAUUUUCUGUGUUAUACGCUAAAGGGACCAGGGUGAUGCCAUUUUAUUGAAAAUGGGGUCUAAUUAUGCCUUUAGCAUGUCUGUCUCGUAUUUAAGAGACUGAAAUUGGAAGCAUCUAUGUGGGCUUCAGUGGAGCGUCACGUGAAUGUGAGUUAUUUUCUGACAGCUCCAACAUCCAUCACCAUGUCAUCUAAACAGACUUUAACAGGCCUAGAAUCAUUUCAUCUCAGCCUUGAUUAGUUAGUUAGUUAGUUUUCACCCCUUUACCCAAAUGCAUCCCAUAUCACUUACACUUCACUGUAACCCUGACCUGGAUAUCCCACCAGCUGUCCUGUCUUUGCAACCAGUAGAAGAUGGCUGUUAUGAUGCUGAAGAGGUGACCAGAGGGGACCACCUACCAACUACUGUAAUGUCAAACACAGAAUAUCAUAUGUUUACUUGAAUGGCUCCAGUAUUGUUGAAAGAACUGUUACUUGAAAGUGGACUGCGGACAUCAGAAUCUGUGUAUAUUAUUAUUUUUAAAGUAAAUUAAACCUUGGAAAAACUGAAUAUCACAGGUUGUUCUCUAGUUCUGGUUAGAGAAGUAUCUGAACAGCAGUUGUACCUCUCAGAUGUGUCUAUCAAUAUACUGUACCAAACAGGGAUUUUGUGUUGUGUUACUUUCUGUUACCCAAGUGGUUUCCUUUAUCAAUUCUUACCACAUACUCUCUAUGGUCAUAAGACUAUAGACUGGCACAUUGUUUGAUCCUGUGAAAAAUGACGGUUGACCUUAUGAGACUUUACAGAUGGGAUUCAUUGUACCUUUGGGACCAAGUCUUCAAAAUAAGGGGCGAUAUGACUGAUACACGGCUGCUUUCUCUUAGUCGACUGCAGUCAUCUGUAACUGAGAAGGAACUCGUGUUUGGCAUUUAGAAACAGAGGAGUAUUACUGUCAUGGUCAAAGUACAACUUUACCAGUGUAAAUAUGUGUCCUAUAUAUUUUAUAUUUUCUCAAACUGUGUAAAUUAAACCAAAAUUGAGAGCAGCUCUCACAGUUUCACAUGUUGAAAUUGUUUACUCACAGUUGAGAAUAUUUUUGUUCAGCUCAUUGUAGAAAUAGAGAUGUACAUACAGAUUUAUGACUGCUGAAUAAAUCUUUAUAAAUGCUGUGCU